AUGAAACCUUUCAGGGUGUGGUCAGCAGACCGCACAUUGAAGAAAAUGAUUAUAGCUGAGAACUAUGAAGAUCUUUUGAGAAAAGGUAUCUGGAAAUCUCGAAAUAUCUAUCUAUCCUGUAAACAAUGUUUGGGCAGGGCUUUUGGGUAUAUUUAUACUGUAUAUUAAAAGUUGUCUUAAGAAAUAAUCAUUGACAAGUAUUGUAGUUUCUACAUCUAUGUCCCUCAACAAAGCAUUUCAACUUAUCGACAUAGGUGGUACAUGAAGGUGUAUUGGGGUGCUUUCCAUUUAAUGGCCAGCCAUGAAAAGAUCUGGUCCAGGUUUCUUGAAACUAUAGCCAAAAUGGAGCUUGUCCUGAUUUGAUCCAAAUUUUACUGUCAUACUGCUCUGAUGUCCAAUAAUUUUGUGUUUCAUUUAAUAAUUUUAUCAGUCUAACUGGCCCGACCAUGUUAAUGGAAAGUGCCCUUGUUAUCCCAGUACCACAGCUCACCCCCACCCAUGCACCCCCAAUUCUGUCUCUUUCUAUGACUCAGUAUUUCUUAGUUUGGCUAACAAAAUAACUAUGAGUAUAUUUUUAUAUGAUUUUCCAAAUAAUGUUACAUAGCACCUCUUGAUAAUACCUACCUAAUACAAAAUAGAUCUAGUUAUAUGAGUUAUAUCAAGUUAUGGACAUAGUAUUUUAACAAUAUUUUGACUAGAUAUAUAAAAAGAACUGACAUGGUGUACUAUAGAAAAUGCCUCUAGCAUCAUAUUUUGCCGUCAUGCCCCUGUAGAUCUUUUUGGGGGACCAUUUUUACCUCACCAAGAGGUUUAAUGCUUUUUAUGUGUGUGUGUGUGUGUGUAUCUUAACAAAACUGGAUAGAAAUGUUCAAACAUUUUAAUACAAAAAAUUGUUGUGUUUAACUUAAAUAAUUAACAGAAAUUGUUUGUGAGGUUUGCAAAACGUGGAGACUGGAGAGUCUUGCUUUCCCGGUCUACACAGAACUGAAUGUGAAAUUAUACAUAUUGCACAUAUAAUUUAUGUGUGAAUACCUAACUUGAUUUGCUGAGCACUCAGGCAUGCAGUCCCUAAGUAGCUUCUAGUAUUUUAAUACUUCCAUGUGAAAAUGAAUAAGGGAGGGCACCAUUUGGUCCUAGGUGGGAGCUAGAGUUACACCCAUCUAAAUGUCAGGCAAUCUAUUUGCUUCUUGUUUUUUAUGAGAAAUAUAUUUGAUAAGGAAACACUAAUAUUAUAACAACAUUAUAUUCCCUAUGGUCAAACCAGGGAUUGUAAAAUAACUGGAUACGAAACUAGCUGACGUCACAGUCUAAACCUAGUUGCAAUCUGUGACGUCACAUGUAUUGCCAAAGUUCUCAGCAUUUUUGUUGUUUCACUAUAUUUUCCGCUUUAAAAGAGUUAUAUUGAAGCAUAAACUAGUCUAAUUGUUUUAAAAACAUGCCCAAGCCACGACAAAGUAUUCAAGGUAAAUGUUUUUCGUCUUUGUUUUGUAUUUUUUAACAUUUGUAGCUACGAAAUUGGCGUCGCCAAUUUUUACGAAAUUUGCGAUGCAUUUUUUCACUGUUUAGUGCUUGAAAUAUUUGCUAAAAUUGACUGGGAAUACUUAGAGAUUUCAUCGUAGAAUGGUCUAGUAAUAUUUAUUUGCUCUUAGACUAAAAUGUGUAGCUGUAUUAUCGCUAAACAUGCUGUUUUUGAGAAUUUGGUUUGCAACUAGGGUUUCAACGGCAUCAUCCCAUUGAAAACAUUAGCUCACGUCAGCUAGUUUCCUAUCCAUGUCUUUUACUAUCCAUGGUCAAACCAAAAUAUGAUAUAAGGCAAUUACUAGAAAGUAUACUUCAAAAUAAGAUUUCCGUUUUUAUUCUAUUUUUAAAAUAAGUUAGGGUUAGGUUAGGGUUUAGGUUAGGGUUAGGCAUGGAAAAGUUGUGAAGGUUUGCAUGGUUUUCACUAUUAUGUGCACAAUAAUUCUGGAGUUCUUAUAGGAUGUACAUGAACUUGAAUAAUGAACAUGCUAUGUUGAUCAUGCUGAUGAACUUAUCCUGUGUCUCUAUGUUUCCUAGAUGUUGGUGUGGGCAAUCAAGUGAGUGAAACCUCAAAAUCCGAUGAGUCAAUGCAAUCUAAUUUAAAGCAAAGUAUGAUGUAAUUUUGUCUAUAUCACUGCAGUGUAUAUUUCCAAAUUUACAUCUCUCAGACCGUGAUUUUUUGUCUGUGUUUGUUUCAGGUGGCCAGAAAACUAUCUGCUUUCAGGGAAAUCAGAUUGUGUUGGGUCCAACUCUACAGGUACGAUCUGCAGGCAGAGAUAUUGUGUAAUUGUGCAAAAUUAAAAAUUGUAUUUCAGACCUCAAAUUUGAUAUCUACACAAUAUAUAUAUAGACCUCACCCCAAUGUAUUUUUGGAUUAAUGUUAAGUAGCUUCAAGCAGUUACUUCGUUGCGCACCUAAGAAUAAUUUAAAUCUAAAACCACAUGUUUUUGUUUUUGAUUCAGCAAAGUGGUUCAAAAUCAAACAUUGAGGUGGCUGUUAAAAUAGACCCUGAAAAGUUGAGAGAGGACAGCAAGAUUUACCCAAAUGCAGUUCCUGGUUCUUUCUUGUAUAAAUAUAGAAAAGCUCUAAAUGAUGCUGCAUAUGAAAUUUGUCUGGAAAAUCCAUCCUUAGUUCACAAGAGAGGUGAACUGCAGUCUUUGACCAGGGCAAAAGUGGAUGAAAGUGGUUAUUCAUACACGAAAAAUAAAUCACGAUCCCAAGAAUUGUCCAUUCCACCCCAUCAUUGCGAGCAAAAAGAAUAA
Paramuricea clavata is the source of this 2780-nucleotide messenger RNA. The record is from the annotation of a GenBank genome assembly. NCBI's taxonomy places the organism in Eukaryota, Metazoa, Cnidaria, Anthozoa, Malacalcyonacea, Plexauridae.